AUGUGGGAGCGGAUAAUAGGUUCACGUAUUGCGGCGAUGUCCAAGAUAACCGAAAACCAGUUAGGAUUUACAGCGGGAAAGUCUACUACAGAAGCCAUCCAAACUAUUCGGAUACUUAUGGAGAAACAUCGCUGUAAUCAAGAAAACUUGUACCUCCUUUUUAUCGAUCUCGAGAAAGCGUUUGACCGAGUUCCCAGAAAGUUGGUCUGGCAGUCCCUACGCGCUCAAGGUACCCCUGAAGCGUAUAUCACUUUAGUUCAGGAUAUGUAUAAUAGGAUCUUCACACAAAUCAAAAGCCCAGCUGGAUUGAGUGGCCCAUUUCAGGUUGGAGUAGGCGUACAUCAAGGGUCAGCACUUAGCCCGCUGCUCUUCAAUCUGUCAAUGGACUACAUAACACGCAGUAUCCAGGCGCCAACUCCGUGGUGCAUACUAUAUGCAGAUGAUAUUGUGCUGAUCACCAAACGCGCCUCUGAACUGCAGGAAUCUCUAAACAAGUGGCUUAAAGAGAUCGAGCGUCACGGUUUGCGCAUCAGUAGAACGAAGACUGAGUAUAUGGAGUGUGACUAUGAAGGAACGGAAGAUACCAACUGUGACAUACUCAUAGAAGAUAAGGUAUUGCCGAAAGCAUCGCACUUCAAAUACCUCGGCUCAGUUGUGACGGCAAACGCAAACGUAGACAAUGAUGUCACCCAUCGAGUGAAUUCAGCAUGGCUAAAGUGGAGAUCUUUGUCCGGCGUUCUGUGCGACCCCAAAAUGCCAAUAAAGACAAAAGGAAAAAUAUAUAAGACCGCCGUUAGACCUGCAAUGAUGUAUGGAGCAGAAUGCUGGACCGCUAAGAAAGUGCAUGAACAAAAACUCCACGUGGCGGAAAUGAAAAUGCUUAGAAGAACUGACCACCUAACAAAAUUGAUAGUGAAAACCUGCCCCGAUUCAAAAAUAGCUGAAAGUUUAAAAUGCUCGCGUCCCAGGGUACAAGCUAUCGUUGACAACGUUAUCGGUGAAGAAAGUUUCAAGGCUCUCUGCGAAGACUUACGAAACAAUAAGUUUUCUUUAAUAAUCGAUGAAUCUACCGACAGGAGUACUACUAAACAUUUGUGCUUAGUCGUCAGGUAUGUUAAAAAUUACCAAGUAAGAGAUAGUUUCUUAGGACUUAUCCCACUUGUAACAGCAGAUGCAGCUACAUUAUACAAUAACAUCAUAGACUUUUUUAAAGUGCAUAAUAUUCCAUAUGAACAAAAUUUGAUCGGUUUUGCUUCCGAUGGUGCCAAUGUAAUGAUGGGUUCAAAUAACUCUGUUAUGACAUUAUUGACUAACGAAUUAAAGGAAUUGUUUGUUAUGAAAUGCAUCUGCCAUUCCUUCCAUUUAUGUGCCUCUUAUGCUUGUAGCAAAAUACCACGAUUUGUUGAAGACACCAUAAGAGAUAUUUAUAAUUAUUUUUCUUCAAGUCCUAAGAGGGUUGGAAUGUACAGAGAAUUUCAAAUAUUUUGUGAAUUAAAAAUUCAUAAAAUACUACAUCCUUGUCAGACCAGGUGGCUGUCAGUGCAUGCAGCUGUAUCAAGGGUCUUGGAGCAGUAUCAAGCUUUAAAGUUGUUUUUUAUUGACGCUUCAUUAAACGACGAAGUACUGGCAGCUACCAAUAUAUUACAAAAAAUAAAUGACCCAGUCACAUUACUAUUUCUGCAAUUCUUAGACUUCGUAUUACCUAUUUUUAACAAAUUAAACAAAGAGAUGCAAUCAGAACACGCAAAAAUACAUGUUUUGUAUGAUCAAGUCUGUACAUGUCUAAAAACGCUGUUUGAGUGCUUUUUAAAAAGAGAUUAUGUCAAAAACACUGUCUUAGAAAAGAUUGAAUAUAAAAAUCCACACAUGUUUUUAAAUCUAGACGAUAUGUACUUCGGAGCAAACGCCAUGGGCACUCUUUUAAAAGAUAAAAAUCUGACUUCUGACCAAACGCAUUUAUUCAAGACAAGAUGCUUACAAUUUUUUAUAGAAGCAUGUGACCAGAUUAUUGCAAGAUUUCCAAUCAAAAAUAACCCAAUUCAACACUUCAGUGCAUUUUGUCCAGAAAAUGUAAAAAAGGGUGAACGACCGUCAAUUGUGGACGUAGUGGCAAUGUUUCCAAAAUUACACGAUAGUCCAAAUUAUCAAGAAAUAGACACAGAAUGGCGUUUGCUCCGUAAUACAAAAGAUAUAAGUAAGUUUUCUGACAACAUUGAAGAAUUCUGGAUGAGUGUGUCAACACUUAAAUGCGGUGAUAACUCGGCAAUGUUUCCAAAAUUAUCUGCAUUUGUAUUUAACAUUUUAGUGUUGCCACACUCAUCUGCUAAUGUGGAAAGAGUCUUUUCAUCAAUAAAUUUAAUGAAAACCUGUCAACGCAAUAGACUGUGUACCCGAUCCAUAAUUGGAUUGUUGCACACAAAACAAUAUAUUGACAAAAAUAAUUGUUAUAAUUUUCCAAUUGGAAAAGAAUUACAUUUAAAAAUGUCCCAGAAGGGUUGGUAUACUAUACAAACGAAUGAAUAAAAACUGUUUUUUCACUUAUUUUA
Cydia pomonella (codling moth) is the source of this 2546-nucleotide messenger RNA. RefSeq lists its product as uncharacterized. Lineage: Eukaryota; Metazoa; Arthropoda; Insecta; Lepidoptera; Tortricidae. The transcript has 2 exons. The record is from RefSeq and is a predicted model, not a curated record. Gene Ontology annotation, molecular function: protein dimerization activity. Bases 1 to 2523 code for a protein of 840 amino acids.